AUGUUUUAUGCCAUUUUCCAACACGCAAUGAAUAAAAUAAUGUUUUUUUUUCUUUUUCUUCUGAUAAAGAGUGACGGUGAAAUGUGCGGUAAGAAACAACGGAAUGUUUUUACGGUGCACGAUACAUAUCGUGAAACAUAUUCGGCGACAACGAUACCCGAAGAAAAUUUCACCGGGUGGCUUUAUAAUGAGGGACCCCAAGAACCCGUUUUGUCAAAAGAUUCCCUGUCAAAAAAUGAUUCAAUAGAAUAUCAUGAAUUAUGGAAUUUGGAAGAAAAUCGUUCUAUAGUGAUUCGUUGUCCUUAUGGAUGGCGUCCAGUGGGUCCGUUUUGUUCCACUAUUUCUCUCGUUCCAGUGUAUACAGAAUGUCCUAUGAAUUUUAGACGGUUUCAUUCCACUGGAGGAAAUCCUGUAUUUUCCUCUUCUGAUAACCCUGGAUUUUGUCAACGUGAAGAUGUAUUAGGAGUUACACUGACAUGUCCCGAAACUUUUGUACCCAUUUCUCCUCUGGAUACAUUAAAUACUUCAGUACUCGAAUGUCGCCAAGUCAAAGUGUCUCCAGUUUCAGAAAUAUUAGCAACAUUGAAUUCAACAACGCCGCAGUCAAUGAAUAAUUCUAUGGUAUGUCCCGUAGGAACUUUUUUUAAAAAAAAAUACGGAGGAUGCGUAGGAGUUAAAAGAGUUCCCCCUGAACCGAGUUGCCCAGAUGGGUAUCAAUUAACAUCGAAGGUGUAUGACCCUUAUGCAUUUUAUGGAAAAAGAAAUCUUGUGUGCACUCGUUUAGUUCUCAUCAAAGGAAAAUUAUGGUGCCCUAAAGGUUACGAAUUAUCUGGGGAAUUUCAACCAUCAUUACCUUUCGGCACAGUUAUUACGGAAAAACAUGCUGACGGCAAACGCUUCGUUUAUACAAAGGAAGCGUCAAUGUUACUAAAAUCAACAUGGUUAAGUGCAACAGGAUUCUCUUUUCUUGUUGGAAAGCCUAUAUGUUUUCAGGUUUUAUUUAUUCCCGCAUCUAGUUGCAACACUAUUGAAUGUGUUGAUCCAUUUCUAAAAGACCUACGCAGUCUCUUGAUAGGGUGGAGUUAUCAUAAAUUAUUAACGGAUCCAGACUAUAUUGUUUAUAUGGCAAUCCCUGGUGGUAAAGAUUUUAAGAUGACGUCAAGUGCUUUGCGUGUACGUCACUAAGGUGACGUCGCAGACAAAACAUCAUACCGACAAACAUUAUGGAUUUCUUUAACCAAAAUUUGGUUAAUGUCAACGUCGUAAAUGUUUUAUUGGGAAUCGAGACAAAUUUUCUAACGAUUAUCCUACAAAAAGGAAGUAAAAACAACAUUGCUCUCGCUUUAUAAUGUUUCUAAUUUUAAUAAAUUGUAAAGGUUAUUGUAAAGUCGGAAUAUUUAUUUUUUGUAUUCAAUUUUGUGUGUAACAUGAAACAAUAUUAAAGAAGAAAAAAAAUAUUUUUCACA
Molecule: messenger RNA, 1466 nt
Organism: Hylaeus volcanicus
Lineage: Eukaryota; Metazoa; Arthropoda; Insecta; Hymenoptera; Colletidae
Exons: 6
Coding region: 1-1185 (394 amino acids)
Source: RefSeq, a predicted model, not a curated record